Molecule: messenger RNA, 2489 nt
Organism: Cygnus atratus (black swan)
Lineage: Eukaryota; Metazoa; Chordata; Aves; Anseriformes; Anatidae
Gene: NMI
Product: N-myc and STAT interactor
Exons: 10
Coding region: 786-1931 (381 amino acids)
Cellular component (GO): cytoplasm
Source: RefSeq, a predicted model, not a curated record
GCCGCCUUCCUCCACGUCAUUUCAAGGAAGAGGACACCCUGCGGGGCCGGCGAGCCGGCAGGAAAGAGAAAGCGAAAGGCAGAGGGACAGGGAAAGGGAUAGGGACGGAGGCGGCGCGGGGGGCUCGGCGCUGCGCGGGACCCGGCUGCCCCCCAGGUACCCGCGGCCGCCCCACAGCGCUGGGGCCUGGCUGCCGCCGCCCUCGCUGCCCCCGAGCUCCGUCCUUCGGCGGGCCGGGGAGAAAGGCGAGCCCCCGGCCUCAGGGCAGGGCUGCCCCUUGUCCUCCUCCCUGAGUUCCAGGGGAGGUGGUGAGGCUGGCUGCCGGGGGGGCAGUGCUCUGGAGGCGUGGAGGUGCUCCUCAGUUAUUUCACUUAACUUCAUCUGACCAUAACCUGAGGCUUACGCCUCGGUAAAUAUUGGUUUCGUAGCACAGAGCAGACUGGGACACUUGGUGGCUAACCAAAGGCAGCCUCAGCUUCCAGCCUUCAGCAGGUGCUGCGGUGUCAUACAAACGCUGGGCGCAGGAUUUGGGGAUACGAGCGCUAAGCGAGGUCAGGGCACUGGUGCCCACCCAUACUGGCAUUUUUGGGAGGUUGUGAGCACCGUCAGCACCCGUGGUGCAAAGUCCUGGUACUUCCCUGGCCUAGGUUUGCUUGAGAACUGGUGUGCCUUCAUGUCUGUCUGUCUGCAGAUAAAUGGCCUGUGAUCAUCUCUAAAUUCCUUUUUAUCUGCCCCCCACAAAAUCUUGUGGCAACAGGUUCCAGGUGUUACGUUAUCAGGUUUCAAUGGAUUUAUCAAGUUCACUGCUGCCUUUAGAAGAUAACGGUUUUUGCAUGACAACUCCUGGUCCUUCUGACACAUCCAAAGAUGAGAUGGAAAGUCUUAAACAAGAACUGGAAAAAUGGAAGGAAAGACUUGAAAACGCUGAAAAAGUAAAAGCUGACCUUCAAGUUUGUAAAUUAAGUGCUGACAAAGAAUAUGUUAAACUACAGGAUGAGCUGACAUCGCUAAAGGAGCUUGAAGAGAACCUUCAUAAAGAGAGUGUUAAGUCUAAGGACAUCCACGAGAAAGAACUUUGUGUACUAAACCAAGAAAACAGCAAACUGAAGAAAGAGAUUGAAAAGCUCAAAGAAGACCUUGCAGAAUGUAAUUCAGAGCUUUCGUGGGAUGGUAAGAUUGAAAAAAAGGUAGCAGACAUGAAAGUGGAGUUCACUCACAUGGAAGACACGAAGGAUGAUCUUUCAGAUAUCAAUACUCGCUGUAUUUUUUCUGUAACAUCAAAAAUCCCAUUCAAACUGAAUCAAAACCAGGCACUGCUUACUUUUGAAGAUGCAGAAGUUGCCCAGAGACUGAUAAAAAUGAGUAAGCAUACUCUGAACCUGGACAGAAGAACAACAGAUGUGAAAGCAAUGCCUUUUGCGCUCGGAAUGGGAAUCAAAUUUGAGCUCCAUAUCACUAUUUCUGGGAAGAAGAUUGAUGUUUCAGAAGUACCUGAGCUAUCAAUUCCUGAUGACUGGGUGAGAGACAAAUUAGAGCUGAGUUUCUACAAAUCUGAACAUGGAGGAGGAGAAGUAGAAAAUGUAAAAUACGACAAGAAGUCUAGAACAGCUGUUAUUACAUUCCUCAAACCUGGAGCAGCCAAUGGCUUUGUGAGAAGUACUAAAUGUCCUUUCUUUGUAAAUGGAAGGUACUACAGGCUUCAUGUGUCUCCAAGCACCAACGUACACAUGGAAAAGCUUCAGCUCUAUUCUGGGAUUUCUAAGAAUUCCAUUCUGCUGAAAGGAAUUGCAGAGACUGAAGAUGAUGAGGAAAGUGUACAGGACAUGAUUGAAAUUCAUUUUCAAAAGCCUAGUAAUGGUGGUGGAGAAACAGAGAGAAUCAAAUACGUAUCAAAAGGAGCUACAUGGGUUUGCUUUGAGGAGGACGCUUAGAAUGCCAAAUGGAAAAUGGGAGAUCAAACUCAUGAAGUUCUGACUUUUUGUUUCAUCUGAGACGCAGGAAGUUACAACAACACUUCUUGUAGAAUUGUGCUUAAAUGUUCAGAACUUUAUAUCUGAAAAAAGAACUACCUGUCUUUCUCAUUUGUUUAAUGGCACAGACUUUGCAUAGAAAUUCGGUAAAAUGUACUGCUUUGUGUUCCAGAUGUUCCUGAUUAAAGUCAAGGAAAAAGCCCUUACCAGCACGUAAAACUUAAUCUAAGAUUUGCGUUUUGAAAACCUGUAGACUUUUACUGAUUGGAAAAAAAAAAUAAAAUACUGCUUUUAGCUGUCAAAAUGCUAUUACUUCCUUGAUACUUCCUCUAGGAUCUGAUCCAAAUGCUAUUGAGCUUCUCAUAAAUUAAUAGCCUGGUUUAUUGUUUAGUAUUUGUUUCUACAAUUACAUUUUUGUUCCUUAUUUUUCAAAUUGAAAAUACUACAGUUAAGACUUCAGAUGAUUCUUUAAAACAGACUUCUUUGUAACAGUGCUGGAUUAAAAAAUCUGAUGCUGAA